Molecule: messenger RNA, 755 nt
Organism: Zootermopsis nevadensis
Lineage: Eukaryota; Metazoa; Arthropoda; Insecta; Blattodea; Termopsidae
Source: RefSeq, a predicted model, not a curated record
UUAGUGAGUAGUCAGUCAGCCGCUAGUCGUUGUUUGUAGCUUCAGUUGAUGUCAUGUGGCAAGGAUCUAAUACUCUCCAGCACCGCUUCAAUAACGUCCUGCGGGAGCUGGAACAGAAGAAGCCGCAGCUGGACGAACUUGUCCACACGGCUGAGAACCUCAAAGCGGACUCCAACCGCCAGCAACUACACGGGAAAGUUACAAAAUUGCGUGAACACUGGGACGAGACAAAUUCCAAGGUGAUGCAGAGGAAGACUCAGUUGGACGCCAUGCUAACGGAUAGUCAGCGCUACGAGAGCAAGCGGCAGGAGGUGGAAGCUUGGCUGAGUCGAAUGGAGAUGCGACUCGAACGCAUGGGAUCUGUGGGACACACCGCCGACGUGUUGGAGGCACAACUACGGGAACAAAAGUCAUAUCAUGCAGAACUGCACCAGUACAAACACCAUAUUGAAUUAUUCAAUCAACUCACUCAGAAGUUAAUUGCUGUCUACCAACAAGAUGACACCACCAGGGUAAAGAAGAUGACGGAAACAAUCAAUCAGCGCUACAACAACCUAAACACAAGCAUUAUCCUUCGAGGAAAGCUGCUUCACUCAGCGAUGAACUCCCUGCACAACUUUGACCGGUCGUUAGACAAGUUCCUUGCAUGGCUGUCUGAAGCUGAAUCUUCGAUGGAGUGUGUGGAAGCGGAGACUGAUCGACUUGGAGGACGGAGAGACCCUGGUCUCCUGCGACAGCCCCUUCAUCAGCUCAAG